This is a messenger RNA of Daucus carota subsp. sativus, 2925 nucleotides long. Its product is annotated as sucrose synthase. Lineage: Eukaryota; Viridiplantae; Streptophyta; Magnoliopsida; Apiales; Apiaceae. The coding region runs from base 197 to 2623 and encodes 808 amino acids. The record is from RefSeq and is a predicted model, not a curated record. The transcript has 14 exons. Gene Ontology annotation, biological process: sucrose metabolic process. Gene Ontology annotation, molecular function: sucrose synthase activity.
UGCAUGCAUUCUAGUGCUACACUUUUUUGUGUAUAAAAGGUGGGCAUGCCUCUGCUCUUUUCAUCACAAACCUUCUCAUUUCAUCAGCUUCUCUCUGCCUUGCAUUUUCUAUUUUUCUUGAUUUAUUAUUCGAAUAUCAAAGUUGAAAUUUGUUGGAGAGUUUUGUACCAGUAGUGUUCGGAAAGUUUUGAUCGUUAUGGCCGAACCUGUUCUCACCAGAGUUCACAGCCUCCGGGAGCGUCUGGAUUCUACUUUGGCAAAUCAUCGGAGCGAAAUCUUGAAGUUUCUUUCAAGAAUUGAAAGUCAUGGAAAAGGAAUCUUGAAACCUCACCAGCUUCUAGCUGAAUUCGAAGCAUUCAGCAAAGAAGAAAAGUUUAAACUGGAGGAUGGUGCUGGUGCCUUUGCAGAAAUUCUUAAGUCUACACAGGAAGCCAUAGUCUCUUCUCCUUGGGUAGCACUUGCUAUCCGGCUAAGGCCUGGUGUGUGGGAAUACGUGAGAGUCAAUGUGCACCACCUUGUUGUCGAGGAACUGAGUGUGCCCGAAUAUCUUCAAUUCAAAGAGGAGCUUGUCAAUGGAUCAAGCAACGAGAACUUUGUCCUUGAACUGGAUUUUGAACCAUUCACAGCUUCUUUCCCUCGCCCAACAUUAACCAAGUCCAUUGGGAAUGGGGUUGAGUUCCUCAAUAGGCAUCUCUCUGCAAAAAUGUUUCAUGAUAAGGACAGCAUGCACCCACUUUUUGAUUUCCUUCGGCUCCACCACUAUAACGGAAAGACACUAAUGCUGAAUAACAGAGUUCAAAAUGUGAAUGGUCUUCAAUCUAUGCUGAGAAAAGCAGGGGAAUAUCUCUCCACACUCCCACAGGAGACGCCAUACUCUGAAUUUGAGCACAAGUUUCAAGAGAUUGGUUUUGAAAGGGGGUGGGGUGAUACUGCUGGGCGUGUUUCCGAAAUGUUUCAUAUGCUUUUAGACCUCCUUGAGGCCCCUGAUGCAUGCACUCUUGAGACAUUUUUAGGGAAGAUCCCAAUGGUAUUCAAUGUAGUUAUUCUCUCACCUCAUGGUUACUUCGCUCAGGAAAAUGUUUUGGGGUAUCCUGACACUGGCGGCCAGGUUGUCUACAUUUUGGAUCAAGUUCCCGCACUAGAGCGUGAGAUGAUUAAGCGUAUAAAAGAGCAAGGACUGGAUAUCGUACCUCGCAUUUUAAUUGUGACACGCCUUCUUCCAGAUGCAGUAGGCACCACUUGCAAUCAGCGCCUUGAGAAAGUUUAUGGAGCCGAGCAUUCACAUAUUCUUCGAGUCCCUUUCAGAACUGAAAAGGGAAUUUUGCGCAAAUGGAUCUCCCGCUUUGAAGUUUGGCCCUACAUUGAGACUUUCACAGAGGAUGUUGCAAAAGAAAUUGCAUUAGAAUUGCAGGCCAAGCCAGAUCUGGUUAUUGGCAACUAUAGUGAGGGUAAUCUUGUUGCAUCUUUGCUAGCACACAAAUUAGGGGUUACCCAGUGUACCAUUGCUCAUGCUUUAGAGAAAACAAAAUAUCCAGAUUCAGACAUCUAUUGGGAAAAAUUCGAUAAGAAGUAUCACUUCUCCAGUCAGUUUACAGCUGAUCUGAUUGCAAUGAAUCAUACUGAUUUCAUCAUCACCAGUACAUUCCAGGAGAUAGCUGGAAGCAAGGAUACCGUUGGACAGUAUGAAAGUCAUACUGCCUUCACGAUGCCAGGAUUGUACCGCGUUGUUCACGGGAUAGAUGUAUUCGACCCAAAAUUUAACAUUGUCUCGCCAGGCGCAGACACUUCUGUCUAUUUCUCUUACACGGAAAAGGAAAAGAGGCUGACAGCACUCCACCCAGAGAUAGAGGACCUUCUUUAUAGUUCGGUUGAGAAUGAGGAACACCUGUGUGUAAUCAAGGACAGGAAUAAGCCUAUACUGUUCACCAUGGCAAGGCUGGACAAUGUGAAGAACUUAACAGGAUUUGUUGAGUGGUAUGCUAAGAAUCCCAAGCUACGUGAGUUGGUCAACCUUGUAGUUGUUGGAGGAGACCGAAGGAAGGAAUCAAAGGAUUUGGAAGAACAAGCACAGAUGAAGAAAAUGUAUGAGCUUAUUGACACCUACAAGUUGAAUGGUCAAUUCAGAUGGAUCUCUUCUCAGAUGAACCGCGUAAGGAAUGGUGAACUUUAUCGUUAUAUAGCCGACACGAGGGGUGCUUUUGUGCAACCUGCAUUUUAUGAGGCCUUCGGUUUGACUGUUGUUGAGGCCAUGACUUGCGGUUUGCCAACAUUUGCAACUCUUCAUGGCGGUCCAGCUGAGAUCAUUGUUCAUGGAAAGUCUGGUUUCCAUAUCGACCCUUAUCAUGGUGACCAAGUGGCUGAGCUCCUUGUUAAUUUCUUCGAGAAGUGCAAGACUGAACCUUCUCACUGGGAGACUAUUUCAGCUGGUGGCCUGAAACGUAUCCAGGAGAAAUACACUUGGCAAAUCUAUUCUGAAAGGCUGUUGACAUUGGCUGGGGUAUACGGAUUCUGGAAACAUGUCUCCAAGCUUGAUCGCCUUGAGAUCCGUCGUUAUCUUGAAAUGUUCUAUGCUCUCAAGUAUCGCCAGUUGGCUGAAUCAGUUCCACUUGCUGUUGAUGAGUAAAAGAGAACAAGAAUCUGCUAUUCAAGCAAAGUUUCUGAUGUUUUCGCAAACAAAGAAAAGAAGUUAUAUUCUGAUGAUGAACAUUCUGUUUUUUUCUAGUGUCUAAGUGACUUGUGUUCUGAUUGAGAUUUUGACCAACCCCUGUUAGUUAUGUUAAAUUCUUUGUUGCAUUUUUUUUCUUGUUGGUGUUUUUAAAACGGGGGUUCUGCUUUCUUUAUCAUUUGCCGCUACAAUAUUGUUGCUCAAAUUUCUGAAAUUUCAGAAUAAAAUUUUCAGUAGUUGCUGUUUACUACUGUACAUCA